Molecule: messenger RNA, 260 nt
Organism: Ilex paraguariensis (yerba mate)
Lineage: Eukaryota; Viridiplantae; Streptophyta; Magnoliopsida; Aquifoliales; Aquifoliaceae
Source: the annotation of a GenBank genome assembly
UGUUGGCCAUGGAAUCUCAGGCAGAGGCACUUAAUCAGCUAACCACAGAUGAUCUUGAAGGAAAGUUUCAAAUGCUAGAGAGCUCUUCAGUUGAUGAUGAUCUUGCCAACUUGAAGAAAAAACUAUCUGGAAGCACAAAGAAAGGAGAGCUUCCACCUGGGAGGAUACCCUUUGCCAGCACAAGCGCUGCAUUUCCUCUUCGAGAUGCUGAGAUUGAGAAAGAGCUGAAUGAAUUAAGGAGAAAAGCCAACGAAUUCUAG